Messenger RNA from Coregonus sp. 'balchen', 21667 nucleotides. NCBI's taxonomy places the organism in Eukaryota, Metazoa, Chordata, Actinopteri, Salmoniformes, Salmonidae. The record is from the annotation of a GenBank genome assembly.
UUUCUGCCAGAUCACCCGGGUCUACGUGUUCGACUAUGGCAUGUACUCUGCAGACUUCACUGGGUAAGUUCUGGGUGUUGUGUUGACUAUCAAUGACAUUAAUUUGCAUGUAUCAAUCAAUCAGAGACAAGGGAGCUGAGAAUUCCAGGAGACAUGGCAGUCCUCGAGAAUUGGAGUCGAAUGCCCCUGCACUAUGGGUGUCCAAAUAUUGUUAGUACCACAUAACCAGCUGUGGAGUAAAUCGAAAAGUCCAGCAACUACAAUGCACUUAACUGUAAUGUACAUUGGGGUGCAUUGAUCAAGACUUCAGUUCCACCUCCUCCCUGGUUUCUGGUGAACCAGAAAACCAAACGAGUGCUAGGGCAGGGGUGGCCAGUUGCUAAGCAACCACAGUAGGAGACCCACAGCAUCACAAGUGCAGACCUCCCUCUUUGCCUCUUUGAUUUCUUCUUUCUUCCUCUCCAUUCCUUCCUUCUCUCGUUCCUUCCUUUCUUCUCUUCCUUAUUCAUGAAAUGCCGAUGACUAAAAGCUUGGAAAUGGCACAGAAUAUCAUCAAGUCAUACUUAAUAGGCUCUUUGUAGUUUCUCCCUGGGUUAGACGGUCAGGGCACAAUCUAUUCCAUGCAACAUAGUCAUCUGCUACCAGUUUUAACUUGCUACUAACUUUAACUUGGGGUGUUGUAUCAUUUUGAACGACUGAUUUUCUGUGCAACCUACAGCUAAUGAAUACUCCCAUUAAUAAGGAUAGUCUUUAAGAUUUCACCCCACAGUUCUUCAGUCAUAUGGUAUUACGUACGUGACACUGUGUCUUGUUGUCUUCAGGGCAUAUAGAAAAGCAUACACAGACUUAAUAGACAUUGCUGAUAGCAGCAAGAAGUAAGUCUUCCAUUCCAAAGAGUGAGGAUAUGGUAAUGCAUGUUAGCUACAGUAGUGUUCCCAGUGCUUUCAGUGAAUGAUGGUCAAUUAAGCAAUAAGGUACAUUAAGGUACCUCGUAAUUAGAGCAGUAAAAAUAAAUGUUUUGUCAUACCCGUGGUAUACGGUCUGAUAUAUCGCUGCUGUCAGCCAUUCAGCAUUCAGGGCUCGAACCACCCAGUGUGUAAUUAAUAAUAUAUCCCUGAUGGAGAUGGGAUAUUAAUAUAUUAUGUAAUGAGAAGAAGUUAGCUACAGUGUAGGUGAGCAGUUGCAGUCAGGGGUGAUAUAAGUUGAUGUGAUUGGUUACUCUCCUCUCCUGUGUUCUCUCCUAUAGACCAAUGAUGGUCAUCACUCAGAAGAUAACCAGCCUUGCGUUUGAGAUACAUGACGGUGAGACACCUGUGUGUGUGUGUGUGUGUGUGUAAACAAGCGUGUGUAUUUGUGUGCGUAAUAUGAUUCUUAUCGUCUGUGUGUGUCUCUAUAUCUAAGGAAGUCAGUCGUGGUGGUGAUGGAACACGCCAUUUGUCAUUGAUAAGGCUGUCAUGACAGUUGCCUGGGAGAUAAAAGUAGCAGCAGAGAGGGAGGCAAUAACAGUGGUUUUAUGAACUGCUCUCAGUUUCCUCUCUCCCAGCCAGCUAAAGCUACAACUAGCAGGGGAAGUCAGGAACUCUACCACGUUCUAUGCAUAGUGAGAGAGAUCUGGCUAAAGCUACAACUAGCAGGGGAAGUCAGGAAGUCUAUGCAUAGUGAGAGAGAUCUGUGUCCCCUUUUUAAUAGAAAAAUAAGCAAGACAUCAGAGGGGAUAUGAACGUCAAAUUGUAUUAUAUUGGUUUCAGCUGCUAGGACUUUUCGUAGGCAAGUUUCCAUUAUGUGUUUGUUUUAGGCUGGGUUUCUGUAUAAGCACUUUGAGACAUCUGCUGAUGUAAAAAGGGCUUUAUAAAUACAUUUGAUUGAUUGAUGCGUUUGGCACCUUUCAGACAAUAAAUAGUCCCCUUUAUAUCCCGUUCAUCUGGUUUUAUUCCUUUUGAAUUGAAAAACAAACAACAUAUACCAUUUCAACUAGUAGUUUUAAUUUUCUAAAUAUCUCUUUGUCGACAGAAUGCAUAAUACAGUAAUUGAUACUGUAGUGCUUGUAUGGUGAGGAAUUUUGACCGUGGACUCAGUUGAGGGGGCAGGGGUGGCAUUGUAAACAAGUGUAUGUAACGAGAAACGUUCUCUCCAUCCCUCUCCAAGUUCCUGUCACGUUCGUUGUGUAAUCGGACCAAGGUGCAGCGUGGUAUGCAUACAUAGUCGUUUAUUUUAAUAAACACCGACAAAAUAACAAAAUCCAACAGAAUGUGAAGUUCAAGAGGCUAAACAUCAAACAAGCCAAACAGAAACAAGAUCCCACAACUAAGGUAGGCAACAUGGCUGCCUAAGUAUGAUCCCCAAUCAGAGACAACGACCGACAGCUGCCUCUGAUUGGGAACCACACCCGGCCAACAUAGAAAUAUAUAAAUUAGAUUUCACACCCUGACCAACCCAACUAGAGAUCUCAAUGUCAGGGCGUGACAGUUCCUCUGUAAGCCUUUUCCUUUCCUCUACACCAAAUCAUCCAUAACGUCAGAUACAGUAUGCAUAGUGAAGUGUGUGUGUGUCAAAUCAAAUCCACGUUUAUUUGUCACAUACACAGUUUACAGCAGGUAUAAAUGCUGCAGCGAAAUGCUUACUUGCGAGCUCCCUCAGCAGUGCAGUACAACGUGUGUGUGUGUGUGGUGAAUGGGGAUUACAUAGCUGUAGUCCUUUUGAAGUCUUGUAAAGUAGAACGCCAGUGUUAGAAGUCCAGAAGCAGUCAAAAGGCCACAGUAACUCAUUAAGGGAUUAGUUGGGAUGUCACAUUGAGAACUACAUGUUCUUCUGUAGAGGGAAACAUGUCAUGUAUUACGUGACCAUAGUGUAACCACUUGGGUGCACUGGAAAAAGUGUACACCCAAGUAAAAUGGAAAGAUAAGCAACAUUUAAAAUGAUCAAUUAGACAGUGCCCAUUUUUCCCCAUUCAUUUGGGAUUGGCUGGAUCUAGAUAUGGCUGGAUCUACACAACAUAUGUCGUGUGAUAUGAGCUCAUCUCCACAUUUGACCUCUUGAGGUCUGAAAACGUCUGACAAAGUUCUAUUUUGGAGGGAAAUAUCCCUUUAAUGUUUGCUGGAAUUCCCAUGGCGCUCAACAGAUGGUAAACAGUGUUUAAAUAUGCAUGGUAAUGAGGUUAUGUAAUAAUCCCCUCCUUCUCCCUGUCCUCCGCUGACUCCAGGCUUCAUUAUCACUGGGUCUCUCACCCACGACCCCUGACCUUGCCUAUCACCACGGGGAUGGCCUUUGACCUCUGUUUUGACUGGCCAUUAGGCCACACAGCCCUUGGGGCCACUGGGCAAGUGGCAGUUAUUUCUGUCGAAUAUUAUGUUUGUUCCUGUCUGCAGGCUUCAUAUGAAAAGGAAUAGUUUAUGGCUGCUUUUCUGUAUCUUAUGAAGCAGACAACAUACUGGAAGCAUAACCUUUUAUGGUGUAACACGUCAUUAUGCAAUGACAUGUUGAUUAAACUGUAACUGUCACUUCUAGAGCCUACUGACAUGGAAGAGGAUGGCUGCUGAGACUAGGCCUAGUUGUCCACUGCUGUGUAGGCCUGUGUGAUAGUGUCCUAGUGUGUGCUCGUACAGGCCUUAACAGUUGCGUGUGUGUGUUUGUGGUGUGUGCAGCUGUGUGGUCGGCAUGAUUUACUUUGGUUGUGUGUUCGGUGCAUUAGGCGAAAUGGAGGUUGAUAAGGAGUUUAAUCUGGUGAAUGGCAGUGUGGUAAACGGAGCAUUACUCCCAUCUCUUCCCUUGCCUUUCACUACUGCUAGUAGCUCUGACUGAAGUAGACUGAGAUAGACUUAGGCCACAGCUGAUUUAGGCCCUGUACAUUCGGGAAAGACAACACUACCGCUAGCAGGUCUGACUGAGGUAGAUGGCGUCAACUCAAUAUUAGGAAGGUGUCUUAAUGUUUUGUACACUCAGUGUAUAUCCAUACUACAAAAGUAGUGCAUGCAGUGUAUAGGGAGUAGGGUGCCAUGUGGGACUAAGACAAUGUUAAGCGUUGAGCCAUAAUGAGUCUGACUCUGCAGACCAGACCAGUGGGAAUCACUGAGUAUGUAAUUCUAGGAGUGAUUCUGAUAACAGCCCGGCUUCACCCCUAAAACAUCAUCAGCCUGAGACUAUAGUCUUUAGCUGGAUGAAUCACUAGCUUAGCUCUCGUUUUCCUGACCUAAUAUCUGGGAUUUGAUUUCAUGUUCCGCUUCUUUAGUUGUUUUCCCUGCAACUCUAUUGUAUUACAGUUAACACCUGAUAAUCAUAUUUCUCGGCACAUUUUCUUAGAAUUCAAAUGCACACACUUCUUACUUACUCUGGAUAUCUGCAUGCAUUCAUGACAGUCCCAGGUCAUUGCAUAAUGUAUUAGGAGUUGAAUGUAUGUGACCAGACUCUGUGUUCCCAUAGGCUUGGCGAGGAAGGAGGAGCAGCUGACCCCCAGUCAGAGAUGCCUAGCUGUAAGGUAUGUGACCCAGGUAUGUUUUUAUUCUCCCAGCUGGACUAGAGACAGUUCUACUGCCAUACUAAAGGUAUUACUGUGGGAUGUGGUCACUGGGAAAACCUCCAUAGCAGCCGCUAGCUAGUACUCAUGUCACGUGUAUAGUUUCUGUUGUUCAGUGACAUUUUUUGGUUCUCUCGCUCUCAAUCUAUCUCCUCCCUCUCUCUCUUUCUUUCCCUCUCUCUUUCCCAUUGUAUCAAACAUGUUUUUUUUUUUCUACUUCUACUCAGAUUUGAUAACAAUAUGGACACAAAUAAAGAUCAUGUAGGUACCAUGUAAAAUGUAGCUCACAACAGGACAUUUGCUUCUAAAGAGGACGAGAGGAUGGAAAUGAUUGCCUCUGGAGGAAUCUUAUAUUAUUCAAUUUUCUUCCCAUUAAAUUACUGAGAACAGAAUGUUCCUGGUAUCAACAACAAUUAGAGUGAUUCAUUAUGACUUAACUACCCCAGCACUCCUCUCACAGUCUCUGAAAGCCUUUGCAUGGCAACUGCACGUACGUCCUGCGUCAUGUGACCAGGGUAGUCAGAAAGAAGCUGGUAGUGACCAAGGAGUGGAGCGCCAACCUACCGUGUGAAAGGAAUUUAAUCAAUGAGUAAUUUUGGCAGUACUUUAACGAUGUUUGUGCAAGUUUAGUAGGACAUUGAACAAAAUUGUGCAAGUCAUCCUUGAGAAAAUAACAUCCAGAAAAUUACACAUCGAUGUCAAAUCAGUCUUGACAUUGUGAGAAAAUAAAUUGAGAAUUGCCACAGUUACAAAUAUAUGUUAUAAUAUUGUAAUCUGCUGAUAUGAUACCUAUAACAGCUCAACUACAGUUUAGCCUAGCCAACCCCUUGGCCAAAGGACAGAAAUGUGACAUGAGCUGCUCAUUGUGACUUAGCUGCUCACUCUGAGACAAACUCCAGGGAAGCGAGAAAUUAGCAAUCAAAGUGUGUUCCCCUGACCUUGCAGUACCUCUACCACCACCACACUCAACAGAUUGCACUUGGCAGGGAAAGGCUGCACUCACUCCCUCCAAAGUGCCACACAGAUGUAAAUGCUGCCAGUGCAACAAAGCCUCUUUACUAAUCGGCUCCUAGAACCAAAAGCACCGCAACCAUCCAUUUUACAAAAGUUUAGGAAUGCUCUGAUCUUCAUCGUGUCCUCACAAGUCACCAUCCCGGACAUUUUCGUAAACUUUUUUUGCAUCUGCCUGAGUUCACGAUAAUUUGUCUGCUGAGUCACCUACGAGGGAAGACCUAGAGUUGUGUUCGAAUACCCAUACUAACAUUUUAUAUUUAAAUUUUAGUCAUUUAGCAGACGCUCUUAUCCAGAGCGACUUAGUUAGUGAGUGCAUACAUUUUCAUACUGGCCCCCCGUGGGAAACGAACCCACAACCCUGGCGUUGCAAGUGCCAUGCUCUACCAACUGAGCUACAGGGGACUAACAUACUGUAUACUACAUACUUAAUGAGUAUACACUACAAACUAUUAGUUCAUUUUAGUAUACAGUAAACGAAUGGUAUCCUUUCAGUUGAGUGUGCUAGCGCUUUGCCUGUCUACCGGAAGUUGAUGCUGUUGCUAUGCAACUUCUUGCUAGCUUGUUAGCAUAACAAAUUACUAGUAGUACGACAUCCGGGAACUUUUGGCAUACUAACUAUAUCCAUACUAUGACCAAUAAGCAUACUACAUACUCAAUUUACAUCACAAAUAGUAUGGUUAGUGCUUAUUGGAACACAGCUUAGGUCUCUACUCUUGUCGCUCUACUUGGGUGGGCAUUCAGUAUGGCCAUGCUAGAAUUCCACGUAUCCCUAAUCUAGGGUCAAGGCAGGGUAGGGGUAAUGUUAGCCCUAAUUACCGUACUAAUAGACACAUGGAUAGGAACGAGACCAGGGUGAAGUUAUAUGUAAGGUAUGUUAAGGUUUUUUGUUAAAUCUCCUUUGUGAUCAGAGAACAGGAUACAGUGCGUCCAUGUUUUCUAGCAUGACUCGAUAGAGACGAUCCUCGGCUUGACCCGCUUGUUGCUAACAGCUGCAUCUCUGUCUGACAUCUCAUUCUGGUCUUGUCCUCUUCCCCCAGGAGGAUGCCCAGUCUGCUGGAGUACCUGAGCUACAACUGUAACUUCAUGGGCAUCCUGGCCGGGCCCACCUGCUCCUACAACGACUACAUGGCUUUCAUCGAGGGCACGGCCUACCAGCCUCGCCACCUGGAGGCCAACGGAAAGGAGAACGGGAAGUACAAGCACACAGAGCCCUCGCCCAAGGUACCACACUGCCUGUCUCUCAUUGUUAGAGCUCCCCCUACUGGUCAGGAGUAACUUGGUAGAAUAAAAUAUAAUUAUUGGGUGAUUCCUCACGAAACUAGAACAAAGAAAUACCAUGAUUUUGGGGAUCUCUGCUACGUUUAGUGUUAUGAUAGAAUUUGUAAGCAUUACCAACAGAGUGAAUGUGAAAAUGGAUUUUAAAAAAUGAGUCGAGAGCUUGGGACUAUAAGGUUCUAUCUCCAAAAAUAUGAUUCUGAGAUAAUUGGCUUUAAAGUUCAUUGGUUUGAAUGAUGUCAGCAAUUUUUUUUAAAUUGUAUUCCAGGUUUCUUUCUGGAUGAAAAUGGUACUUAGGGGGUGGACGUAGCAGGGGCAUGGCCAUGGGCGUGGCCAAUGGUGCAGUCACCGACCCAACAUUUUAGAGGCCCUCCUGUUGGCUGCAGUGAUAAAAUGUAGCUGUUUUAAAGCUAAUUUCUUGCAUUUCUACACAUUUUGCCAUCAGGCUGAGAGAAAAAUGUGCAGUUUCAAAGCAAAUUUCCUGCAAAUCUACACAUCUUGCCAUGGAUUUGAGUGACUCAAACAUUAUUAAAAAAUAAAUGGGGGCCCCAUCCCAUGACAAAAAUACUCCUGAAUGCAUCAUUUGCGGAAUUUUAUUUUCUGCAUACUUUAUAUCUGAAAAAGUUUUUCCAUCCCCCCCAAUGAGUUUAUGUACUGCAUACAAAAUAUUCAAACCCUUGACGUUUUCCACAUUUUGUUACAGCCUUAUUCUAAAAUGGAUUCAAUUGUUUUUUCCCCUCAUCAAUCUACACAAUACCCCAUAAUGACAAAGCAAAAACAGGUUUUUAGUAAUGUUGGCAAAAUAUAAAACAACUGGAAUAUCACAUUUACAUAAGUAUUCAAACCCUUUACUGAGUACUUUGUUGAAGCGCCUUUAGCACCUUUGGCAGCGAUUACAGCCUCGAGUUUUCUUGGGUAUGAUGCUACAAGGUUGGCACAUCUGUAUUUGGGGAGUUUCUCCCAUUCUUCUCUGCAGAUCCUCUCAAGCUCGGUCAGGUUGGAUGGGGAGCAUCGCUCCGCAGCUAUUUUCAGGUCUUUCCAGAGAUUUUAGAUCGGUUUCAAGUCCGGCUCUGGCUGGGCAACUCAAGGACAUUCAGAGACUUGUCCCGAAGCCACUCCUGCGUUGUCUUGGCUGUGUGCUUAGGGUGGUUGUCCUGUUGGAAGGUGAACCUUCGCCCCAGUCUGAGGUCCUGACCGCUCUGGAGCAGGUUUUCAGAUUUCUCUGUACUUUGCUCCGUUCAUCUUUCCCUCGAUCCUGACUAGUCUCACCAGUCCCUGAAAAACAUCCCCACAGCAUGACGCUGCCACCAUCAUGCUUCACCGUAGGGAUGGUGCCAGGUUUCCUCCAGACGUGACGCUUGGCAUUCAGGCCAAAUAGUUCAAUCUUGGUUUCAUCAGACCAGAGAAUCUUGUUUCUCAUGGUCUGAAAGUCAUUUAGGUGUCCUUUUGGCAAACUCCAAGCGGGCUGUCGUGUUCCUUUUACUGAGGAGUGGCUUCCGCCUGGCCACUCUACCAUAAAGGCCUGAUUGGUGGAGUUCUGCAGAGAUGGUUGUCCUUCUGGAAGGUUCUCCCAUCUCCACAGAGUAACUUUGGAGCUCUGUCAGAGUGACCAUCGGGUUCUUGGUCACCUCCCUGACCAAUGCCCUUCUCCCCCGAUUGCUCAGUUUGGCCGGGCGGCCAGCUCUAGGAAGAGUCUUGGUGGUUUCAAACUUCUUCCAUUUAAGAAUGAUGGAGGCCACUGUGUUCUUGGGGACCUUCAAUGCUGCAGACAUUUUUUGGUACCCUUCCCCAGAUAUGUGCCUCGACACAAUCCUGUCUCGGAGCUCUACGGACAAUUCCUUUGACCUCAUGGCUUGGGUUUUGCUCUGAAAUGCACUGUCAACUGUGGGACAUUAUAUAGACAAGUGUGGGCCUUAUCAAAUCAUGUCCAAUCAAUUGAAUUUACCACAGGUGGACUCCAAUCAAGUUGUAGAAACAUCUCAAGGAUGGUCAACGGAAACAGGAUGCACCUGAGCUCAGUUUCGAGUCUCAUUGCAAAGGGUCUGAAUACUUAUGUAAAUAAGGUAUUUCUGUUUUUUAUUAUGGGGGUAUUAAUGAGAGAAUUAAAAAAUAUAUACAGUGGGGAGAACAAGUAUUUGAUACACUGCCAAUUUUGCAGGUUUUCCUACUUACAAGGUAUGUAGAGGUCUGUAAUUUUUAUCAUAGGUACACUUCAACUGUGAGAGACAAAAUGAGAAAAAAAAAUCCAGAAAAUUACAUUGUAUGAUUUUUAAGUAAUUAAUUUGCAUUUUAUUGCAUGACAUACAGUGGGGGGAAAAAAGUAUUUAGUCAGCCACCAAUUGUGUAAGUUUUCCCACUUAAAAAGAUGAGAGAGGCCUGUAAUUUUCAUCAUAGGUACACGUCAACUAUGACAGACAAAAUGAGAAAAAAAAUUCCAGAAAAUCACAUUGUAGGAUUUUUUAUGAAUUUAUUUGCAAAUUAUGGUGGAAAAUAAGUAUUUGGUCAAUAACAAAAGUUUCUCAAUACUUUGUUAUAUACCCUUUGUUGGCAAUGACACAGGUCAAACGUUUUCUGUAAGUCUUCACAAGGUUUUCACACACUGUUGCUGGUAUUUUGGCCCAUUCCUCCAUGCAGAUCUCCUCUAGAGCAGUGAUGUUUUGGGGCUGUCGCUGGGCAACACGGACUUUCAACUCCCUCCAAAGAUUUUCUAUGGGGUUGAGAUCUGGAGACUGGCUAGGCCACUCCAGGACCUUGAAAUGCUUCUUACGAAGCCACUCCUUCGUUGCCCGGGCGGUGUGUUUGGGAUCAUUGUCAUGCUGAAAGACCCAGCCACGUUUCAUCUUCAAUGCCCUUGCUGAUGGAAGGAGGUUUUCACUCAAAAUCUCACGAUACAUGGCCCCAUUCAUUCUUUCCUUUACACGGAUCAGUCGUCCUGGUCCCUUUGCAGAAAAACAGCCCCAAAGCAUGAUGUUUCCACCCCCAUGCUUCACAGUAGGUAUGGUGUUCUUUGGAUGCAACUCAGCAUUCUUUGUCCUCCAAACACGACGAGUUGAGUUUUUACCAAAAAGUUAUAUUUUGGUUUCAUCUGACCAUAUGACAUUCUCCCAAUCCUCUUCUGGAUCAUCCAAAUGCACUCUAGCAAACUUCAGACGGGCCUGAACAUGUACUGGCUUAAGCAGGGGGACACGUCUGGCACUGCAGGAUUUGAGUCCCUGGCGGCGUAGUGUGUUACUGAUGGUAGGCUUUGUUACUUUGGUCCCAGCUCUCUGCAGGUCAUUCACUAGGUCCCCCCGUGUGGUUCUGGGAUUUUUGCUCACCGUUCUUGUGAUCAUUUUGACCCCACGGGGUGAGAUCUUGCGUGGAGCCCCAGAUCGAGGGAGAUUAUCAGUGGUCUUGUAUGUCUUCCAUUUCCUAAUAAUUGCUCCCACAGUUGAUUUCUUCAAACCAAGCUGCUUACCUAUUGCAGAUUCAGUCUUCCCAGCCUGGUGCAGGUCUACAAUUUUGUUUCUGGUGUCCUUUGACAGCUCUUUGGUCUUGGCCACAGUGGAGUUUGGAGUGUGACUGUUUGAGGUUGUGGACAGGUGUCUUUUAUACUGAUAACAAGUUCAAACAGGUGCCAUUAAUACAGGUAACGAGUGGAGGACAGAGGAGCCUCUUAAAGAAGAAGUUACAGGUCUGUGAGAGCCAGAAAUCUUGCUUGUUUGUAGGUGACCAAAUACUUAUUUUCCACCAUAAUUUGCAAAUAAAUUCAUAAAAAAUCCUACAAUAUGAUUUUCUGGAUUUUUUUCCCUCAAUUUGUCUGUCAUAGUUGACGUGUACCUAUGAUGAAAAUUACAGGCCUCUCUCAUCUUUUUAAGUGGGAGAACUUGCACAAUUGGUGGCUGACUAAAUACUUUUUUCCCCCACUGUAAGUAUUUGAUCACCUACCAACCAGUAAGAUUUCCGGCUCUCACAGACCUGUUAGUUUUUCUUUAAGAAGCCCUCCUGUUCUCCACUCAUUACCUGUAUUAACUGCACCUGUUUGAACUCGUUACCUGUAUAAAAGACACCUGUCCACACACUCAAUCAAACAGACUCCAACCUCUCCACAAUGGCCAAGACCAGAGAGCUGUGUAAGGACAUCAGGGAUAAAAUUGUAGACCUGCACAAGGCUGGGAUGGGCUACAGGCCAAUAGGCAAGCAGCUUGGUGAGAAGGCAACAACUGUUGGCGCAAAUAUUAGAAAAUGGAAGAAGUUCAAGAUGACGGUCAAUCACCCUCGGUCUGGGGCUCCAUGCAAGAUCUCACCUCGUGGGGCAUCAAUGAUCAUGAGGAAGGUGAGGGAUCAGCCCAGAACUACACGGCAGGACCUGGUCAAUGACCUGAAGAGAGCUGGGACCACAGUCUCAAAGAAAACCAUUAGUAACACACUACGCCGUCAUAGAUUAAAAUCCUGCAGCGCACGCAAGGUCCCCCUGCUCAAGCCAGCGCAUGUCCAGGCCCAUCUGAAGUUUGCCAAUGACCAUCUGGAUGAUCCAGAGGAGGAAUAUGAGAAGGUCAUGUGGUCUGAUGAGACAAAAAUAGAGCUUUUUGGUCUAAACUCCACUCGCCGUGUUUGGAGGAAGAAGAAGGAUGAGUACAACCCCAAUAACACCAUCCCAACCGUGAAGCAUGGAGGUGGAAACAUCAUUCUUUGGGAAUGCUUUUCUGCAAAGGGGACAGGACGACUGCACCGUAUUGAGGGGAGGAUGGAUGGGGCCAUGUAUCGCGAGAUCUUGGCCAACAACCUCCUUCCCUCAGUAAGAGCAUUGAAGAUGGGUCGUGGCUGGGUCUUCCAGCAUGACAACGACCCGAAACACACAGCCAGGGCAACUAAGGAGUGGGUCCGUAAGAAGCAUCUCAAAGUCCUGCAGUGGCCUAGCCAGUCUCCAGACCUGAACCCAAUAGAAAAUCUUUGGAGGGAGCUGAAAGUCCUUAUUGCCCAGCGACAGUCCCGAAACCUGAAGGAUAUGGAGAAGGUCUGUAUGGAGGAGUGGGCCAAAAUCCCUGCUGCAGUGUGUGCAAACCUGGUCAAGACCUACAGGAAAUUUAUGAUCUCUGUAAUUGCAAACAAAGGUUUCUGUACCAAAUAUUAAGUUCUGCUUUUCUGAUGUAUCAAAUACUUAUGUCAUGCAAUAAAAUGCAAAUUAAUUACUUAAAAAUCAUACAAUGUGAUUUUCUGGAUUUUUGUUUUAGAUUCUGUCUCUCACAGUUGAAGUGUACCUAUGAUAAAAAUUACAGACCUGCUUUGUAAGUAGGAAAACCUGCAAAAUCGGCAGUGUAUCAAAUACUUGUUCUCCCCACUGUAUAUUUUAGAAUAAGGGUGAAAAAGUCAAGGGGUCUGAAUACUUUCCGAAUGCACUGUAUGUGUAUGUAUAUGUGUGUGUGUAUAUGCAUGUAUGUGUGUGUAUAUAUGCAUGUAAAGUACCAGUCAAACGUUUGGACACACCUACUCAUUCAAGGGUUUUUCUUUAUUUUUUUACUAUUUUCUACAUUGUAGAAUAAUAGUGAAGACAUCAAAACUAUGUAAUAACACAUAUAGAAUCAUGUAGUAACCAAAAAAGUGUUAAACAAACCAAAAUUAUUUUCUAUUUUAGAUUCUUCAAAUUAGCCACCCUUUGCCUUGAUGAUGGCUUUGCACACUCUUGGCAUUCUCUCAACCAGCUUCACCUGGAAUGCUUUUCCAACAGUCUUGAAGGAGUUCUCACAUAUGCUGAGCACUUGUUGGCUGCUUUUCCUUCACUCUGCUGUCCAACUCAUCCCAAACCAUCUCAAUUGGGUUGAGGUCGGGUGAUUGUGGAGGCCAGGUCAUCUGAUGCAGCACUCCAUUACUCUCCUUGGUCAAAUAGCCAUUACACAGCCUGGAGGUAUGUUGGGUCAUUGUCCUGUUGAAAAAACAAAUGAUAGUCCCACUAACCACAAACCAGAUGGGAUGUCGUAUCGCUGCAGAAUGCUUUGGUAGCCAUGCUGGUUAAUUGUGCUUUGAAUUCUAAAUAAAUCACCAACAGUGUCACCAGCGAAGCAUCCCCACACCAUCACACCUUCUCCUCCAUACUUCACGGUGGGAACCACACAUGCGGAGAUCAUCCGUUCACCUACUCUGCGUCUCACAAAGACACAGCGGUUGUAACCAAAUAUCUCACAUUUGGACUCAUCAGACCAAAGAACAGAUUUCCACCGGUCUAAUGAUUCACCCAGUCUCCUCUGAAAAGUUGAUGUUGAGAUGGGUCAGUUACUUGAACUCUGUGACGCAUUUAUUUCGGCUGCAAUCUGAGCUGCAGUUAACUCUAAUUAACUUAUCCUCUGCAGCAGAGGUAACUCUGGGUCUUCCUUUCCUGUGGCGGUUCUCAUGAGAGCGAGUUUCAUCAUAGCGCUUGAUGGUUUUUGAGUCUGCACUUGAAGAAACUUUCAAAGUUCUUGAAAUGUUCUGUAUUGACUGACCUUCAUGUCUUAAAGUAAUGAUGGACUGUCGUUUCUCUUUGCUUAUUUGAGCUGUUCUUGCCAUAAUAUGGACUUGGUCUUUUACCAAAUACGGCUAUCUUCUGUAUACCACCCCUACCUUGUCACAACACAACUGAUUGGCUUAAACGCAUUAAGAAGGAAAUAAAUUCCACAAAUUAACUUUUAACAAGGCACACCUGUUAAUUGAAAUGCAUUCCAGGUGACUACCUCAUGAAGCUGGUUGAGAGAAUGCCAAGAGUGUGCAAAGCUGUCAUCAAGGCAAAGGGUGGCUACUUUGAAGAAUCUCAAAUAAAAUAUAUUUUGAUUUGUUUAAAACUUUUUUAUUUACUACAUGAUUCCAUAUGUGUUAUUUCAUAGUUUUGAUGUCUUCACUAUUAUUCUACAAUGUAAAAAAUAGUACAAAUAAAGGAAAAACCCUGGAAUGAGUAGGUGUGUCCAAACCUUUGACUGGUUGUGUGUGUGUGUGUGUGUGUGUGUGUGUGUGUGUGUGUGUGUGUGUGUGUGUGUGUGUGUGUGUGUGUGUGUGUGUGUGUGUGUGUGUGUGUGUGUGUGUGUACUGUAUAAUUUAUAUCCCACUCCAGAGUUUGAGUGUGGAGUUGUUCUUGUGAGAUACUGUUAUGGCGAAAGUAUUCAGUAAAGGGAAGGGACACAAUACAAGCCCUGUUAAAUAUGGAGAGUGUUCUCAGACAGCCUAGCCUCACUAAAGAGUAAUUUAAGGGAGUUGUAGGUUACUCUUUAACAGAGCUGCAGCCAUGCUGUUUUUUUUGUCUCAUCAAAACACAAAAGCUGCAACACAACACGUCCAAUAUUUACUGCUGUCAAAGAUCUCCUGCUGUUGUACAAAAGGGCAUAGGCCUAUACAUGUUUUUGAAGUUUCUUGCAAAACACAAAGCUAAUAUUUCUGACGCUAACUUGUCAAGCUCAUGUAGUGGGUGAACCCGGUCAUAAAAAUCGGUUAACUUUUUUUGUUCUAUCGACUUCAAGAGUUCACAUCUUCACAUAUUGAACAAAUUUGCAAAACUACAAACAGACUUUAGUCAAUUAACUUUUGGUAACCCUAGCCUGCAGGUAUAAUGCAUUAUCGGGUGAUAAUGCUUCGUAAGACUCAUAAACAUGUACGACCUCCUUAUAAUGUAUUUUAAUCAUCUCAUAUCUGUUUUGCCCCCUCACAGAAUGACAUUAUCUCCAAACUGUGUACCUGUGCCAUCUCCCUGGCCAUCUUCCUGUCCGUGUCUAAGUUCUGUCCUGUGGAGCGCUCCAUCGACGACAAGUUCAUCGCCUCUACCCCCUUCAUCCUCCAGGUCCUCUACCUGUACCUCUCCAUGUUGGCCACCCGGCCCAAGUACUACUUCAUUUGGACCCUGUGUGAGUGCACUUUAGUAUUAUUCAUGUGACUAAAUCUGAAGUAAAAAAACAAAACAAAAACGUGAAGUAUUUGGGAUUUUUGAAGGCUGCUGGGGGAGAAUAAUGUGGGUGUUAGCCACUCCUUAUAACAAAUCAGGGUGAUAUUGGCUCUUCUAAACUCACAUAUAACAGUUGGGCUACUUGCAAUGUGUUACACUGCCCUCUAGUGUCAAGGGGGAGAACUCACUAUACCAGAGCCUCUGUUCAUUCAGUUGUAGACCUACUAUAGUCAAACAGAAUGGUCUUGACAGUAAUGGAUGUUGUUAUUCUGUCUUGGCCACUGACAUUCUGCCUGGUAACCUUUGUUGUGUUUUCCCAUUGGACAGCUGAUGCCAUAAACAACGCUGCAGGCUUUGGCUUCAAUGGCUACAACAAAGAUGGCACCCCAAGAUGGGACUUGAUAUCCAACUUGAGAAUACUGGACAUUGAGGUUAGGCUCUGCCUUUUUUAAAAUUAUUCACAUUUUCACUAGUACUGUAGUAGUAGUGUAUGCUAUUAUUAUCUAGUUUGGCUACAUUCACUACUAGAACAGCACCAUCUCUCUCUUUCUAGUUUGCCACCAGUUUCAAGAUGUUCCUCGACAACUGGAAUAUCCAGACAGCACUUUGGCUCAAAAGGUAAAAUGCAUCAUAAACCAGAUUACGCUCUACUAUCUCACGACAGUAGUCGUGUAGAUAGAAUAUCUACAGUUUAUCUAUAUGUAGAUUGUACUAUCACAGAUAGUAGGCCUAUAUAUCAGUAGUCAUGCUGAUAGUAUACUGAAAGUCUGCACUGGUCUGCCAUUAUCUCUGUACGGAUAACACAUAAUCAUCACAAGUUGGGAUGCUAAUGCUUUAGUUAGCAUUAGCUAGUGUGCUAAUGCUGCAUCUGCGUCAUGUGCACUCAGGCUGAGAUGCUACUAUUGUGAUUAGCAUUAGCGGGUAUGCUAAUACUUUAACUGUACCAUGUCUGUUCUCUACAGGGUUUGCUAUGAGCGCUGUCCCAUCAACCCCACGGCGGCCACCUUCCUACUGUCGGCCAUGUGGCACGGAGUGUACCCCGGGUACUACCUCACCUUCCUCACCGGCAUCAGCAUGACCAUGGCAGCACGGGCAGUGAGUACACAGUCAACACAGCUGGUGUUACCGACCGGGAAUCAAACCCGGGUUGUCUGCACACCUCAAAACUGCAUUAGCCUUUUGCGCUAAAGCCUAGGUGUUUACUCUGCCAGCUAAUGCAAGUCCUCAAGUUUCAGGCAAGGUUACAAAAGCACAUCAUUGAUGUCUUUAGCUGGUGUUGCCCCAUCUCAUUCGUCAAUGCAUUUGUCACAGUCACCAUUAGCUCUGGAGCAGACCUUACCUCUGAUAUAAUAGAAGUGAGUUGGUGGACUAGGAUGAUAUUUAUGUGAAGACCGCAGAGAGCUGACAUGGGGAGACUGAGCUGUGACCCUGUUCUGAUUUAAACAGGAGGCUAUAAAAAAACAGGGCUUGGGCACUGGCCGCUAGGAUUUAAAGCACAUACCCCUUGGCACAGCGGAUGAGUGCGUGUGGGUGGGUGGGUUUGUGUGUGUGUGUGUGUGUGUGGGAGGGGGCGCAGUCUGCUUACACAUGAACAAUAGUGAGCAAUGGUGUGUGUAGCAGUAUGAUAGAGACAGGGUAAUGGACAGGGUGUGUAGCAGUAUGAUAGAGACAGGGUAAUGGACAGGGUGUGUAGCAGUAUGAUAGAGACAGGGUAAUGGACAGGGUGUGUAGCAGUAUGAUAGAGACAGGGUAAUGGACAGGGUGUGUAGCAGUAUGAUAGAGACAGGGUAAUGGACAGGGUGUGUAGCAGUAUGAUAGAGACGGGGUAAUGGACAGGGUGUGUAGCAGUAUGAUAGAGACAGGGUAAUGGACAGGGUGUGUAGCAGUAUGAUAGAGACAGGGUAAUGGACAGGGUGUGUAGCAGUAUGAUAGAGACGGGGUAAUGGACAGGGUGUGUAGCAGUAUGAUAGAGACAGGGUAAUGGACAGGGUAAUGGACAGGGUGUGUAGCAGUAUGAUAGAGACAGGGUAAUGGACAGGGUAAUGGACAGGGUGUGUAGCAGUAUGAUAGAGACAGGGUAAUGGACAGGGUGUGUAGCAGUAUGAUAGAGACAGGGUAAUGGACAGGGUGUGUAGCAGUAUGAUAGAGACAGGGUAAUGGACAGGGUGUGUAGCAGUAUGAUAGAUACAGAGAGAGACAGGGCAAUGGACAGGGGGAUCAUCAUUGUGACAGUAGGAGAGUCAGAGGACAGAGAGGCCCGUGGUAGACAGACGUUGUCCCUAGAUGACCUCCACAUCUCCUCGACACUCAGCUCCAUUCUCCCUCUCCAUCACAUCUAGGAAUAACAUAGUCAUAAGCUGUCAUGAUAAAAUAUAACUAGAUCGGAACUAGAUGUUACAAUUCCCUAUCCGGAAGUAUGCACUUUGCACUUGCACACUUUCCCUCAUGGAUUAAUGAAAGCAUUGGAUUGGUGUCAGCACAGGCUGGUAUGGGAGUUUCCAUUUGUCAUGUUUGUUAGACCAGUGCAUUAUUUUAUAAACCACAAGGGGGAGUGAAUGAGUGCAAACCUGGGUGAGAACGGUAGCAAAUUGCACCGCAGCCAUGAUAUCCUGAAAAGGAAUUUCAGAAAGACAAAGCUCUAUAUUCAUAUUGAUACUCUAAAUGCAUUCUAAAUACAGGUCAUGGGUGAGUUAUGCAGUAAUGAUGGCCAUCCAAGUUGAUUGCUUCUGUUAUUGUAGUAUAAAAAACUGGGUCAGUCAACUUCUUGUAAGGAGUUAGUUUAUAAUGGAUACAAGAGGCCAUUUAAGUCUGAAAGCUGUUGACUUGUUAAUGGGGUCGUAACUCUGAUGGGCCCAUCUUAUAUUCUCUAACCUCCAUUGCAUCUUCUCUGAUUAUUCAAUACUUAUUUUUACUUUCUGUAUCUUAAAGUCAAUGCAACAUAAUGUUUGUUAUGUGAUUUAUUCACAAUUUCUUCCUGUGGCUCACUUCCAGCUAAGACACAACAUCAGACCCUAUUUCCUGGGUUCAACGACACACAAGAGCAUCUACGACGUCAUCACGUGGGCGGGGACUCAGAUCGUCAUCUGCUACACGGUGGUGCCAUUCGUCCUAUUGGCCGUUGGGCCGUCCCUCAAGUUCUACAGGUGAGUGGCAUUACUGAUAUUCCACAUGCUCUACCAGCUCUUUUGAAAUGUAAUACAUAUGUAAGAAGUUAUGUUAUAUGUAACAAUGUAUAUUCAAAACAGUAACUUUAUUAAUACUUGUGUAGACUACCAAUGUGCGUGACUCAAAAUGUGUUGGGUCCUAGGAAACGUGGGAAGCACCACCAUGUUCAAAACCCCUGUCAUUCUUAUUGUGAUUUUUUUCUCCAAAUGCCAGUUCAACAAUGCAGGCCAAUGAUAUGCCAAUGAGUACGGCACAGACAGGGACACGGCAAAGACAGGGACACGGCACAGAGAAUAACCUCCGUUCCACGGCACAGAGAAUAACCUCCGUUCCACUUUCUUUGUGGCCCCCCUCAGUGCCAAACUGUUAAUGAGACCACUUAACGACUAGAAGACAGGGACGAUUGAUGGGGAGAAAUAAAACGGGGGCUAUAUGUGAUCAGGGCACUCCAGUGAAAUCGAAACAAAUCUACAGUGUAAUUUGGUGGAAGGUUGUUGUUAUUUCUGCCAGGCUGAGAGGCGUAUAAACCCCAGUCAUUAAACAGGAGAGUUAGGGGCUGGCUGGCUGGCUGCUUGAAUGGAAGGAGGGAGGGAGUGAGACCUAGUCCGAAACCAUGAGGUGCCUUGAGGACAUGGUCUUCUGUUUUAGGAUUUAAUGGUCCACUGUGCUGCUGACCUGUGUGGACUUUAAUAAUCCCAUAAUCACAAAUACACUGACUGUAGGUACAUAGAGGGCAGGAUUUUCUUUCCCAUUAGGAUUAGGUAGAAUAACUUGUCAGGACUAGUUCACCCAUAAUGAGUCCAAAUAAUUUGUAUUCACAGUGACAUUUUGUGAACUCUUCUGGAAUCUUUAUGCCACAUAGAAAACUCUCCUUGGCAUGCUCUUUCGGGGGCUUAGGCCUGGAUGGCGGUUAUGUGACAAAUGCAUUUGUGAACAUUGCUAUACAGAGCAGAUGACAUCUUGAUUGAUUGAUUGAUUGAUUGAUUGAUUGAUUGACUGAUUGAUUGAUCCUCUCUCUCCAGGUCAUGGCACUACUGUAUCCACAUAGCCUGCCUGCUGCUGGUGUUAGCCCUUCCAGUGAAGCCCCGGCACCUCCGCAUCAAGGAGGAGCAACAGCAGCAGAACACUCUACAGGUUGACCACAACAGCCACUCCAUCACAGACAACAACUGCAACCAGAAACACAAAGCCACAUGAGACCUGGGAGGAAGCCCCCCCCCCCCCCCCCCCCCCACACACACACACACACACACACCUCAGCGCUCAAACAACCGGCACAGAGAGAACAGAACUCUGCUCGAACACUGAGACAAAGUGUGGCGAUUCUUUGAGACCACAAAGAACCAAAAAAACGGACAGGAACACCGGCAUAACAGACAAUAACAAACACAGUUAAACAACAACAACCAACAACAACAACAACCCGUCAAACCUUCCAGUAGCAAGGAAAGACCGCAAAUCAUGCUUUGGAGAAAUGAGAAGAAACGUGAGGAAUGGAUAGAGAGAGUGGUAUCCAAGGGUUACCAAAUGGCUAGGAUCUAAUGAGCGAUAAUAAUGACAUUAGUGAUGAUGCAAACGGUGCAAUGCUAAUCGACAGAAUACCGAAGACUCUGAAGUUGCCUUAAACCCUCUAUGUACUGCUAGCAGGUUAGCGGCCAGGCUAGGUGCAUAUUCUGCAGGGUGAGAAUGGUUGUGUUGAGGGGAGAUCUUGUUGCAUUGGGAAAUUAAGCAGUUGUAGUAGGACCUCCGCCAUGUAGAGGGCGCUAUACAGGCUAGUCAGACAUGUAUCUAGAGGGUUUUUGUCCGAAAAGGAUGUAACCUCUACUAGAAAAAGAGGCGUGGUAGAAAAGUGAGAGAAAUAUAUGAAAGAAAUAUAACUUUUGUCUGAUGCCAACUCCAAGCAGGCUGCCUUGUUUGAUUACUGUCACUUUUGUUUGGUUUUUUUACCUGUUUUGUUUUUUUCAUAUCUGCUGCUUUUUUGGAAUGAUACUCCUUCUAUAGAAAUGAGGGUGCAUUACAAAAUGAGUGUGUUCACGGUGACUGUUGAUUUAGAUUAAUUGUUUUUAAGGGCUUUUUUGACAUGGGGCUAAUUUCCUACUGUAACUGAUUCCAAACUGUAGGUUUCCUCUAGGUUCAAAUGUCUUGCCUUCCUCUGUAGCAUCAGUUACAAGUUCAGUACUGUUAAAGUGGUUUGAAAUCUACAACUAUGCUUCUAGAUUUACUUUAUGAAAAGUUACUUAAAUAAAAAUCUCCCUCGAUUAGUUUUUGAAUCCAUAGCCUCUAAAUGAAAUGCAACAAACUGUAUUGUUACCAUACUGUAUGAGUAAUCAGAUAUAGGAUGUGAUGAUUAAUAUCACACUAACUGAAGCUAACUGUAAAGUAAAUGAUGUUUCUAGAGCUACACUGUAGUCCAAAUGAAGCUGAUUUAGAUGUCUGAAUUACCUUUCAGUAACACUAAAGGUUGGGCAAUAUGUGUUUGACGUUUAGGAAACCUACUGUAUGUAAUAUUAUUUGUACGUGUUUAACAUAAUUGGAAUAAUGGGAAACAUAACAUAUUUCUUAUGUUUCAAGUUUUUGUUAGUCGUAUGUACAGGAUACACAUGGUAUACACCAUCCAACGAAAUGCUUACUUGCUUAAUGCUUACUUAAUUCUUAUGCUCUAAUCAUGAAGCAUAACUCGUAUGCUGCCUUGUUUUGUGACCCUCUUAAUAAACAAAAUAAUAUUUCAAGCCAUAUCCCAGACAUAAGCCACAACCCAAGAGGUUCCAUCAUUACUGUAAUGUGGGAACCACUGGUGUAAGAGAUACAUCUGGUGGGCGAACCAACUCUUCCAUGAGGGGUUGAUAAUUGUGGUCCAGAGGACAGCCCAUGAGCAUAGUCUACAAAUGUUCUGGUUAAGGUUUCACAGUGCCUUGUUUCUGCAGAGGUAUGGACAAGGGUGUACUGGGACGAGAAAUCGGCCAUGGAAUUUCUAACACUCUUCGAGGCCCCCACAUGGCCCAUUUCUUUCCUUGAAACCCCCAUUAUUAUCAAGAUAAUUAUAAUGUUGUGCAAGAAAAGCAAGUUAGACAGGCCCACUGGGCUAAAAAUGGACCAGCCCAUCUGGCAUUUGCCGGAAAUGCCAGAUGGCCAGUCCGCCCCUGGGUAUGGAACAUUCCAUCUCAUACAGUGCAGGCAGCCAUUUAACAUCUUUUUGACCAUACAACAUUUAUUAGAUGGUAAGACUUGGCUUAGUGCUGUAGUACAACCAAGAUGGCAGCCAAUGAACCAGUUUAGGGGACUUUCUUUUGUGAUAAUGAGUAACAACAAUGCAGCAGAUUCGGGUUUUCCAAUGUAAUCUUUCUUCAUCUUGUUUUUCUAACAUGUGCAUACUCCUGCCAUAAAUGUGUGUAUUUAUGUAAUUUUUAGAUGUUCACGUGGUCUAUAAGUGUAUUUGUAGCCAAGGUGUAAUGCCUGAUGAAAGGAAAGGGAUGCUACCUUUACCAACAAGUUGAUAAUUGCACUGCAUGGCCACCCAAACCUAGCCUGGCUAAACUAGACUGAACACUAUGCACGCAAUUGUUUGUGUAGCAUUGUGUGGUUUAACCAGGCUACCCCAAACCAGCAGAUCAAUGCAAACUGCUCCAUAUGUCCAAAGUGCCAAGUCAUAAACGGCCCAUAUACUGUAUGUUGUACGUAUGUGAAAACAUAAUGGUUAUUUUUGUGUCAAGAAAGAAGAAACUUAAUGAAAGAUUUGUAUAAGUCCUUUGAAAAAACGGAUUUAUGUUGUCAAAUAAAGAAAUUAUUUUUCAAACACUAAUGCAGAGAUUUACAACCAGAGA